Molecule: messenger RNA, 3335 nt
Organism: Acipenser ruthenus (sterlet)
Lineage: Eukaryota; Metazoa; Chordata; Actinopteri; Acipenseriformes; Acipenseridae
Product: mitogen-activated protein kinase 1
Exons: 9
Coding region: 213-1379 (388 amino acids)
Biological process (GO): protein phosphorylation; intracellular signal transduction
Cellular component (GO): cytoplasm; nucleus
Molecular function (GO): ATP binding; MAP kinase activity
Source: RefSeq, a predicted model, not a curated record
UUUAUUUACCGCUGUUUUGGGUGUGGAAAGAUCCGUGUCAUGUAAGCGCUGGCACUGCCUGUAGGUUUGCAUUACCCGAGUUUGUGUGAAAUUUGGAGCUUUUAAGUGCUUGCUUCCACGGAAAAGUCUAGUGACAGCAGUGCUCUGCUGUUUAGCUUUUGUACCCUUUGAUAAAAUUCAAUAAAUAAAUUUAAAAAAAUUAAGCCACAGUCAUGGCCGACUCGACUAACAGCGGCGCAGCGGGGCCCGGAGCCGCGGGCUCGGUUUCCACAGCAGCCGGGGUUAGGAGCGGAGGCGCCGCCGCGGCCCCCGGAGCUUCCAAGCUGGAGUCGGUAAAAGGGCAGAAUUUCGACGUCGGGCCCCGCUACGUCGAUCUACUCUACAUCGGGGAGGGGGCCUACGGAAUGGUGUGCUCUGCCCAUGACAAUGUGAACAAGCUGCGGGUGGCCAUUAAGAAGAUCAGCCCCUUCGAGCACCAGACGUACUGCCAGCGCACCCUGCGAGAGAUCAAGAUCCUGCUGCGCUUCCGACAUGAGAACAUCAUCGGGAUCAACGACAUCCUGAGAGCCAGGCAGCUGGACAACAUGAGGGACGUGUAUAUAGUCCAGGACCUCAUGGAGACUGAUCUCUACAAGCUGCUGAAGACGCAGCAGCUCAGCAAUGAUCAUAUCUGCUACUUCCUGUAUCAGAUCCUGAGAGGACUGAAAUACAUCCACUCAGCCAACGUGCUGCACAGAGACCUGAAACCCUCGAACCUGCUCAUCAACACCACCUGCGAUCUCAAGAUCUGUGAUUUCGGGCUGGCUCGGAUAGCUGACCCGGAGCACGACCACACUGGCUUCCUCACAGAGUACGUGGCGACCCGCUGGUACAGAGCUCCCGAGAUCAUGCUCAACUCCAAGGGUUACACCAAGUCCAUUGAUAUCUGGUCAGUGGGCUGCAUUCUGGCCGAGAUGCUGUCAAACAGACCCAUCUUCCCAGGGAAGCAUUACCUGGAUCAGCUGAACCACAUCCUGGGUAUUCUGGGCUCCCCCACUCCGGAUGAUCUCAACUGCAUCAUCAACAUGAAGGCACGGAACUACCUGCAGUCUCUCCCGCAGAAACCCAAGAUCCCCUGGAGCAAGCUGUUCCCCAAGGCCGACGGGAAAGCUCUGGACAUGCUGGACCGCAUGCUGACCUUUAACCCGGUCAAGCGCAUCACCGUGGAGGAGGCCCUCGCUCACCCCUACCUGGAGCAGUACUACGACCCCACUGAUGAGCCCGUUGCUGAAAAGCCCUUCACCUUCAAUAUGGAGUUGGACGACCUUCCCAAAGAGAAGCUGAAGGAGUUGAUAUUUGAGGAGACGGCCAGGUUUCAAGCCACUUACCAGGGCACCUGAGCCAAGAGCCAGCCAGCCAGCCAGGCAGAUGGAAGUAUCAUCUCUUCUUCAGCCCCGGUCUGAGAGGCUGAGAAAACCAGAGAUGCCAUUCGGACAGGAAUUUUCAAUGAUCAAUUGAAAAAAAAAAAAAAAUAAUAAUAAUUAUUUAUAUAUAUAAAUUAGUAACUGAAUAUUACGAAAAAAAAUACUCCAAACAUACUACCCCUGUGCUGCUUCUGUGUGAUGCUAUACUCCACUAUACUAUGAUAUACUGUGCUUUCAUAUCUCUCUCUCUCGCUCACUUUUGUUCUAUUUAAAUAUAAAUUAUAUAUAUAUAUAUAUAUAUAUAUAUAUAUAUAUAUAUAUAUAUAUAUAUAUGAUAAAUUACAAUUUAAUGAUGCUUGCUGGAUGGUUUUAAAAUAUAUAUUCUCCUUAUAUGACAACAAUGGGGAACAAGUUUUUAAAUUUUAGUUAAAACUAAAUAAUAAUAAACAUUUAAUAGCAAAAGCAAUUGGAAAAAAAAAACCAAUCUCAGUUCUCUCGAACGUGACUGAGGCUCACGAAUCCUGCGAUAUGCGAAGUCUGUAAACUGGUUUUCUUGCAUAAAUACAUUUCAGAGAGCAGCGACUCCAAGCACCGCCAGAGAGGGAAACUCGACAGCGCGUCAGGAAAUUUCACCCCCCCCCUGUUUCGUGCAGAAAAAGGGAGCGCUUAUUUAAAAAAAAAAAAAAAAAAAAUUAUUUGUAAACGAAACCGGAGUUGGCACUCCUCCUAAAUAAUCUUUGUGUUUUUCCUUGUCGGUUUUGUUUUCACUGCGAAUUGCCUUUGUGUGCGUGUGCGUGUGCGUGUGAGAGAGGCGUCUGUUUCUUCCCCUGUGCGUUUGUUGUGUGGAUAUUGUGAUCAGUUAAUCCACAGCUACAAUCAAAAACUCCUGCACAGGUAAAAAAUAAAUUGAAGAAAGAGUCCAAAAGUUUGUCUACCUGAAGUUGUAUUAUUAUUAUUAUUAUUAUUAUUAUUAUUAUUAUUAUGAUUAAUAAUAUAUUUUUUUUCCUCAAUUUGAAAUGCCAGCAAAUGCAUCAGGGCUGGGAAUCAGACUCCCGUUGCACAGCAGUGUGAUCCAGUCCUGGUUUCACUAGGAGUUUAAUAAUCAGACACACCCGAGCUUGUUAGCUAGACACACUGGGGGCUGAUCAAGCUGGUAGUAAAACCUGGAAUGGAUCACACUGCUGUGGAACAGGGAGUCUGAUUCCCAUCCCUAUAAUAAUAAUAGUAAUAAUGCUGGUUAUCAUCACAGGGAUGGGAAUCAGACUCCCGCUGCACAGCAGUGUGAUCCAGUCCUGGUUUCACUAGGAGUUUAAUAAUCAGACACACCUGAGCUUGUUAGCUAGACACACUGGGGACUGAUCAAGCUGGUAGUAAAACCUGGACUGGAUCACACUGCUGUGGAACAGGAGUCUGAUUCCCAUCCCUAUAAUAAUAAUAAUAAUAAUAAUAAUAAUAAUAAUAAUGCUGGUUAUCACAGGGAUGAAACGAUCACAAUUCAAUGUAACUGUAAGUUUGUUUAUAAAGUUAAAUAGUUUAAUCAUUUAAUUAAAAAAAAGAGGAACAAAUCUAAUUAUUUUAAAGCAGUGACGGGCAAAAUAGUUUUUUAAUUUAAAAAGGUGUUUCAUUUUUUUUCAAUGCAUUAUUUUUUUUUUUUGAGCAGAACGGUUAUUGUUUUGAAAUUCUGUUUUUUGGUUUUUGAGGUUGUAUGGUAUAAAUUUGGUCCAAGUUAAAUAUAUAUGAAUGUAUUAUUAUUUUUUACUGUUUACAAAGAUUUAAAAAAGAAAAGGGAUUUUGUUUUUUUUGUGGGUAAAAGGUGAACUGCUUAAUUUUACUUUAUUUUGUUUAAAAUAUAUAUAUAUAUAUAUAUAUGAAUAUUAUAAUUAUGAUGAGAAAUGAAUUACUGUAAUUGUGAAAUACAAUAUCUUAACCAAA